Molecule: messenger RNA, 140 nt
Organism: Ambispora leptoticha
Lineage: Eukaryota; Fungi; Glomeromycota; Glomeromycetes; Archaeosporales; Ambisporaceae
Source: the annotation of a GenBank genome assembly
AUUAUCAAAUGGCUAUACCAACUCUCUCAUCGGCGAUGUUAAAAAUUGCAAAUAUUGAGGAAACAACGGAUGUUAAGUUAGAAGUAAUAAAAUCAAAGUUAUAUAAAAUUUUACAAGAUAAAGAUGUAUUAGAUAUAUAG